This is a messenger RNA of Lactuca virosa, 610 nucleotides long. Lineage: Eukaryota; Viridiplantae; Streptophyta; Magnoliopsida; Asterales; Asteraceae. The record is from the annotation of a GenBank genome assembly.
AUGUAUCAGCAAGCGGUUGUUGGAAUGAGUCACAUUUCAUUUGGGGAAGAAGAAACAGCAUCUCCUAAAAAAUCAAUAUCCCAAGCUAAACAACGAGAACUAAUGGACAUAAUAUAUUCGCACCCCCCGCCCGAAAUCCAACCCCGCCCGUUAGCUGCCCGAGCUUUAGCUCUCCGAGAAUCCAUAACCAUCGGAGAAUCCACUCCACAUAAUAGUAACGGGGGAGAAUGUGUGGUGAAGACAGCGAAGAAGAUUCCGAAUCAGAAACUGACGGAACUUUCUGGAAACAAUAUUUUUAAAGGAGAUGACACGUCAGCAUCGGUGGAGAAGCCGUUGAGUUCCGCGAAGCUACGGGAAAUGAGCGGGAGUAAUAUUUUUGCGGACGGGAAAGCGGAGUCGAGAGACUAUUUAGGCGGUGUUCGGAAGCCACCUGGCGGUGAGAGCAGUAUCGCGUUGGUGUAGUCGAUGUUUCUGUUAGGUUUUGAAUUUGGAUUUGACUAUCUGGUUUUUUAUUUAUUUAUUUAAGGGUUAAUGACUUAUUUAUGCAAUCUACUAAUGUGUUUUUACUUGGUUAUGUUUUAGUUUGGUACAUAUUUUUGGGGUUAAUGUC